Molecule: messenger RNA, 1059 nt
Organism: Helianthus annuus (common sunflower)
Lineage: Eukaryota; Viridiplantae; Streptophyta; Magnoliopsida; Asterales; Asteraceae
Exons: 1
Coding region: 1-1059 (352 amino acids)
Source: RefSeq, a predicted model, not a curated record
AUGAACGUUGCUCUUAUGACUGCUCAUGUUGGUAGUAUUCUGUCACGAAGAAACUCGCUAUGGGUCGACUGGGUGCAUGAUUACAGGUUGAAAGGUAAAAAUUUCUGGGUUUGUAAAAUUCCUUCGAACUGUUCUUCGUCUUGGAGGAAACUUUUACAAAUGCGGCCGUCGAUUAGAUCGUAUAUGUGGAUGAACAUUGGCAGUGGGGCGGAUACAUCAGCGUGGUAUGAUAAUUGGUGUAGUAUAGGGCCGUUAGGUAACUUUCUAACGCCUCAUACUAUUACCAACGCGGGCUAUUGUUUGGAUGAUAAAGUGGCUGAUGUUCGAGCUAAUGGAGGUUGGUCUUGGCCGAAUGCUUGGAGGGAUCUAUUUCCAGUCCUAAAUCAGGUUGAUAAUGUCAAUAUCGAUCCGAACAAGGUAGACAAGUUAUUAUGGCGAGAUGGUGAUGACCUAAAUGAGAUUACUACAUCCGGGGUAUGGCAUUCGAUUCGUUACCGAACGCCAGAAGUCGAAUGGAGUAGUGUUGUUUGGUUUGCGCAGUGUAUUCCUCGGCAUGCUUUCCUGAUGUGGCUGAUUAUGAGGGGUAAACUGUUGACUCAGGAUAAGAUUUUGCAAUGGGAUCUUCAGAGACGGAAGAACAUGAACAUGAUGUGCUGCUUAUUAUGUUAUCAGAACAAUGAUUCUCACAGCCACUUGUUUUUUGAAUGCAACUUCUCGGCUCAAGUGUGGUGUUCGGUCAGGAAAAAGGUUGGCAUGGAUUCUGUUAACCCAAAGUGGCCGGAUAUUAUAGAGUGGUUAAUGCCCCGUGCUCGGUCGAAAUCUGUUACCAAUUAUGCGGCUCGUCUUCUGGUUGCGGCUAGUGCAUAUAUUAUUUGGCAGGAGAGGAAUGCUCGUAUUUUCAUGAAUCAGCUAAGGCCCCCGGAAGUGAUAAGCGAAAUUAUUCUUAACACGGUUCGGUAUAAGCUUAUGGGAGCGAAGCUGCGGAACACUACUAAUGUGCAAAGGGUGCUUGCGGAAUGGAAGAUUGGAGGCAAUUCUGUUAGCGAUGAUGGCGGCUAG